Molecule: messenger RNA, 972 nt
Organism: Lactuca sativa (garden lettuce)
Lineage: Eukaryota; Viridiplantae; Streptophyta; Magnoliopsida; Asterales; Asteraceae
Source: RefSeq, a predicted model, not a curated record
AUGUUGAACAAAUUACCGAAGAAGAAGGGUGACCCGGGAAGCUUAACAUUGCCUUGCCAAUUUGGGAAUUUGGCCACGAUUCAUUCUUUGGCUGAUUCGGGAGCAAGUGUAAAUCUCAUGCCAUAUUCGUUUUUCAAGAAAUUAGAUCUCCCGGAGCCGAGGCCAAUUCGAAUGGCAAUCCACUUAGCAAAUAAAUCGGUUACAUUCCCAAGAGGAAUAUGCGAAGAUCUAUUGGUGAAGGUUCAUAAGUUCGUGUUCCCCGUGGACUUUAUAAUUUUAGACAUGGAAGUGGAUUCUCAAGUCCCAAUCAUCCUUGGAAUACCUUUCCUUAACACCGCAAGCGCUAUAGUUGACAUGCGAGAUUCAAAACUUACUCUACGGGUGGGAGAUGAAUCAGUCACUUUCGGGGUUGAUCAAGCCAUGAAGCAUGCAAGGAAUAGUGAUGACACUGCAUUUGCGAUUGAUAUGUUGGAUGAAUUAAUGGAGGAAUGGAAUAAUGAAGAACCAAACAAGUCCACUAUCACCUUUGAUGAAGAACUUGAUGUUGAAAGAGAACUACUGGAAAUAGAGAGACUGUUGGAAGAAGCUUAUUAUAAUGAAUUAAUAAAGACCACUGAAAAACCUACUCGCCGAGUAGCCCCGAUCUACUCACUGAGUCCAUACGAAGAACCCAGAUUAAUCACGAAUUCUGCCCAGGACUCGACGAGUCCCCUCACUAGACUCGACGUGUUCACCAUUCAGAACACGAAAAUUGAGCUGAAAUCACUACCAGAUCACUUGGAGUACGCAUUUCUUGAAGAAGGCCAACAAAAACCAGUAAUUAUAGGUGCUGAUUUGGUCAAACAUGAAAAAGAAAGUCUUGUAGAUGUACUAAAGAAGAGGCAAGGUGAUAUAGCAUGGAAGAUUACCGACAUCAAAGGAAUUACUCCAACAUAUUGUUCUCAUAAAAUUAACUUAGAAGAGGGGGGCUAA